GAGUUUGCAGAAAAAAGAGAAAAUAAUUUAACCAACAUGGAACAUCGUUAAAUGUUACACACGACAAGCAGAAUUUUGUUAGUCUUCAAGAGAUCGUGCUGUCGCUUGCAACGAGUUAAAGAGACGCAGAACUGACUUGUUCGUAAAAAAUAUUCCCGUGUAUUAUGUUUGUUCACCAGUGUACCCAUUACGUCAACGCGUACCACUUGCCGAACGCUGUAAAAGGGAAACUAAAAAACAUGUCUUGCCCAUUUCUAACAAGUCUGUCUACAAAUUACAUUCGUAAUUAUGGAGCAUCUGUUAUAAUGAAUUAUCGUCAGCUUUGUCCAGUGAUGUCUCAGCUUUUCAGUACACAGGCAGAAGCUUCAGUGACUCAACAAGUGCAAGAACCUAUAAAUGGUCAAUGUCCAUUUCUUGCUAAAAAACAAAAUGCAGUGAAAGUGGCUAGUCCUAUCAUUGAAGAAGAUAUUAUCAAGGUGACAUCUUAUGAACCAAAAGGAGAACCAAACUUUCCAUAUGAAGAAUUUUUUCAUGAACAAAUCAUGAAGAAGAAGAAGGAUCACUCUUACAGAGUGUUUAAGAAAGUAAAUCGAUUAGCAGAGAACUUUCCAACUGCCAUGGAAUAUUCAUGGGGAGAAAAGCCUAUUACUGUUUGGUGUUCCAAUGAUUAUUUAGGAAUGUCGCGUCAUCCGGCAGUGACAGAUUCUGUUCGAGAAGCAUUGAAUAAAUUUGGUGCAGGAGCUGGAGGAACAAGGAACAUAUCUGGAAAUUCCAUGGCCCAUGAAAUGUUAGAGAAAAGACUUGCCUCCUUGCAUCAAAAAGAGGCCGGCUUAUUAUUCACUUCUUGUUUUGUUGCCAAUGAUUCUACUUUAUAUACUCUAGCAAAAUUGUUACCAGAAUGUCAUAUUUUCUCUGAUGCUGGCAAUCAUGCAUCCAUGAUCCAGGGUAUAAGAAACAGUGGAGUACCAAAGCACAUAUUUAGGCACAAUGAUGUACAACACCUUGAAGAACUUCUUUCAAAAGUAGAUAAAAAUGUACCAAAAAUUGUAGCAUUUGAGACAGUACAUUCUAUGACUGGUGAUAUAUGUCCUCUAGAAGAAUUAUGCAAUGUUGCACAUAAGUAUGGUGCUUUAACAUUUGUAGAUGAAGUUCAUGCUGUAGGAUUGUAUGGAUAUUCGGGUGCUGGGAUUGGAGAAAGGGAUUGGGUACUUCAUAAGAUGGAUAUUAUUUCUGGUACACUGGGGAAAGCUUUUGGUAAUGUUGGUGGUUACAUUGUUGGUACAACAAAAUUAAUAGAUAUGAUACGUAGUUACGCUGCUGGUUUUAUUUUCACAACUUCGUUACCACCGACAGUAUUAUACGGUGCUUUAACAGCUGUCGAAAUUUUAGCUUCGGAUGAAGGAAGAGCAUUAAGGACUAAUCAUCAGAAAAAUGUAGCCUAUAUGAAAUCUAUUUUGAUUUCUGCAGGUCUUCCGUUAGAGCCAUCGCCUUCUCAUAUUAUUCCGAUAAAAAUUGGCGAUCCACUGCUGUGCAGUCAGUUAGCUGAUACCUUAAUAAGGGAAAAGGGCCACUAUGUUCAGGCAAUAAAUUAUCCAACGGUUCCGAAAGGAGAGGAAAAAUUAAGACUAGCUCCAACUCCGAAACAUACUCGGACAAUGAUGGAUACAUUUAUGAAAGACAUUCUAGAUGUUUUUCAUCAUUUAAAUAUACCAACAAGCGAGAAUAAGUUAGGUGAAAUUCCACGUGCAAUUCUAACAAAUGUGAAAUAAUAAAAUGCAAAAAUUCUAUAUUAUACGAAUAUAAUUUAUUCGUGUACAAAGAUUUAUUUUAUGUAUUAAAGAUCGUUAAAAGUUAACUGGUUAUAUACAGCUUUAAAUAAAGCGUUAUUAAAUCA
Molecule: messenger RNA, 1894 nt
Organism: Osmia bicornis bicornis
Lineage: Eukaryota; Metazoa; Arthropoda; Insecta; Hymenoptera; Megachilidae
Gene: Alas
Product: 5-aminolevulinate synthase, erythroid-specific, mitochondrial
Exons: 4
Coding region: 165-1769 (534 amino acids)
Biological process (GO): erythrocyte development; hemoglobin biosynthetic process; heme biosynthetic process
Cellular component (GO): mitochondrion
Molecular function (GO): pyridoxal phosphate binding; 5-aminolevulinate synthase activity
Source: RefSeq, a predicted model, not a curated record